Molecule: messenger RNA, 318 nt
Organism: Cooperia oncophora
Lineage: Eukaryota; Metazoa; Nematoda; Chromadorea; Rhabditida; Trichostrongylidae
Source: the annotation of a GenBank genome assembly
AUGAUUUUGGUGGGACAAAGUGUAAAUACACGAAAAUGGGUUGGUGAUGUAAUUAUAUCGCUAACGAGGCGAACCGAGGAGCACGUGAAGCAACUCGACCAAACAGUAACUUUAGCGGAGGCCAGCGAACUCAAGGACAAAGAAGCGGCACAAGCAGCGACCAGAGAGGAGCUCAGCAAAACUAUGAGUGCGUCGUCGGACGGGCGGAGCUCCGAGCCACCGAAUCGUUAUCAUCCCUACGCAAGAAAGAUACGUAAGGAAACAAAAGAUCUUCACGAUCAGGUCUACAUCGCGCCCAUUUCUGCGUACAAAAAUUAA